Taeniopygia guttata (zebra finch) is the source of this 1658-nucleotide messenger RNA. RefSeq names its product myogenin (gene MYOG). Lineage: Eukaryota; Metazoa; Chordata; Aves; Passeriformes; Estrildidae. The record is from RefSeq and is a predicted model, not a curated record. Gene Ontology annotation, biological process: positive regulation of skeletal muscle fiber development; skeletal muscle cell differentiation; muscle organ development. Gene Ontology annotation, molecular function: DNA-binding transcription factor activity, RNA polymerase II-specific; protein dimerization activity; RNA polymerase II cis-regulatory region sequence-specific DNA binding.
GGCUGCAAAGGGGACGAUGCUGUGCUGGUGUUGAGUCCCACCAAAGGGGAGGCACGGAUUUGGGAUACUGCAGGUCCAGGGGGGGCAGCGUGAAGGGAUGGGAGUGCUCAGGUCUGGCAGACUGGCCAAGAGAACACCACGGCUCCCCCAGUCCAGCUGUAACUGAAGGGACCAGAUGACGCAGGAAUGCCGGGGGGAGCUGGCAGCCGCCCGCCGUCCCCAGUGGCACCUCGGGGCUCACACAAAGCCCUUGUUUGGCCCAGCCGAGCUGCCAGCCCCCAGCCCCGCCAGGCCGGGCACUGUAAUCCCCGUGGGGAGAGCACAUAGAAUCAGACGGACAAGUUUUGAUGUGAGGCAGCAGCUUAGGGUGGGCUCAGGUUUCCUUUGGGUUUUCUAUAUUUAUCGCCGUGAUUUAAUGCCAGCACUGGGGUUUAAAUGGCACCACGCAGUUGGUGCGGGGAGAAGGAGCAGCCGUCCCCGAGCCGCGCACACGUCCCCGAGCCGCCCAUGGAGCUCUUUGAGACCAACCCGUAUUUCUUCCCGGAGCAGAGGUUUUAUGAUGGGGAAAACUUCCUGGGCUCCCGCCUGCAGGGCUACGAGGCCGCGGCGUGCCCCGAGCGCGCCGAGGCCGCGCUGUGCGCCGAGGGCAGGGCGGCUCUGCAGGCCAGGGAGGCGCUGGCCGAGCACUGUCCCGGGCAGUGCCUGCCCUGGGCCUGCAAGGUGUGCAAGAGGAAAUCGGUGUCCAUGGACCGGCGGCGCGCGGCCACGCUGCGGGAGAAGCGGCGGCUGAAGAAGGUGAACGAGGCGUUCGAGGCUCUGAAGCGCAGCACCCUCCUGAACCCCAACCAGCGGCUGCCCAAGGUGGAGAUCCUGCGCAGCGCCAUCCAGUACAUCGAGCGGCUGCAGAGCCUGCUCAGCUCCCUCAACCAGCAGGAGCGGGAGCAGCGGGAGCUGCGCCUCCGGCCCCAGCCCGCCGCAGCCAGCGACUGCGGGUCCGGCAGCUCCUCCUGCAGCCCCGAGUGGAGCAGCCAGCUGGAGUUCGGCACCAACCCUGCAGAUCACCUCCUGGCCGACGAGGCAGCCGAGGAGCACAACCUGCACUCGCUGUCCUCCAUCGUGGAGAGCAUUGCCGCAGAAGAUGUGGCUGUGACUUUCCCGGAGGAGCGGGGUCACAACUGAGCUGAAGCAAACCCCGGCGGCUCCUUGAAAUGGUAACAGGGUGGGAAUGAGAUGCCGAAGGGUCCAGCCGCUGGAAAUCACAUCCACCCCUCCAGUGUUGUGGGCUGCACGGCUGACACCGCUCGGCUCCCUUCCCAUUCCUUGUGGAGCGCUCCUGCCGGGCUGCAAGAAGAACAGGCAGAGGUGGGAUGGGGCAGCGGCCACAGGUCCUGGAGGGGCUUCCCAGGGCCAGGCCCUGCUCCACUGCCCAGCCAGGGACGGGCAGGUUCAGGGCCAAUGUGUAUGCUGGGUUCGCUUUGCUGAGUUUUCCAGAUGCUCCUUGACCAAGGUCUCUCUCCAGACGGUGUCCGGUGGUGCUGACCUGCAGCCCACCUGUCUUUUCUACUGAACGCUGUGUGCAGUUGCCAUUUAAGUUUUUUUAAUUAUUAUUUUUGCUAACUUAUUUGGAUUCUUUUUUAAAUAAAGGCAUUCUUGUUUGG